GUGCGUCGUCUUCUUCUUCCUCCGCUCGCCGCACGUGCGGCGCACCCACCCAACCCUCCUCCCCCUCCUCCUCCGUUUCUCCCCCAAAAUCCGAGCCAAAUCCUUUCCCCGAUUCCACGCGGCGGCGGCGGCGGCGGCGGCCCGGGAUUCCACUUCACCCGCGGUCCUGCCCGGCCGCCGAUUCCCCGGGUCGCGCCGGCACCGGCGCCUCCGCCCGUCGUCUCGAUGGCGGCGAGCGCGGUGAGGCGCGGUUUUGGAACGCCCAGGGAGUAUCCGAAUAUUCUUGCUAGGACAUAAUAUAAUGGUUUGAUUGGAGAAGCAAAUUAGAAAAUGGUAGAGCAUGGCAAGCAACUAGCUAUCCCUGCAAAGGUGAUGCCUUUGGACAAUGCAGUGUUCACUGAAGUAGAAGCUGAUGAACUUAGCUGCCAUGGCACUCCGGCACACUGUGCAGAGCAUGGCCAGGCUAGCCUUGUGCUCAAGGAUGACCAGGAAUGCAGUGCCAGCCAUGUUCAUGGCAAUGGCCCUGUUGAAGAAUCAAAUGGUUGCAUGCCAAACCAGAGGAUAGAUGAGCAUGGACAGAUUGAUUUUGGGCAUUCGCUGCAGUUGGUUUUGUUCUCGCGGCAGUGGGGUCUCGCUGAAAGCCUUGUUGCUCUAGCAGACCAUCAGUUAAUGCUGGAUUAUGGUUUGUCCGUUGCUCUUGAUGCCAUUUGGUUCUUGCGGACGGAGCAGGAUCUUCAAGGUCUCAACCAUCUGAUAGGUAAGAUUGUAGAAUCAGGGGCGAAGGAUUUUGCCAGGGCAAUCCUCAGGACUUCAUUGCUCGCAUCUUGUGUCGUUGCCUGCCAAAGCAAGGCGCUUACUUUAGGUGAUAGCAAGGAAAUCAUAGCUCAGAGAUUACAUGAUCGUCUACAAGAUUGUCCUGGUGGUGAACGUUUACAAAUUGAGGCAGGUGCCAAAGUGCAGAAGUUUAUAGAAUGGGCAUUGCAGUGCAUUCAUCUGCAUCGUUGUUCUGAAGAUACAGAGUGUUACAAAGCAAACUGCAGCACUCACCAAGAGGUACAGUUCCAUCUAUCAGCGUUUAAAGCCUUCUUGGACAUAGCUGGUGACAAUCUCAGUGGCAAGAUUUUCACUGAGGCAUUCGAUGCGGCCUGCUUCCCACUUACACUAUUCUCAACUUUAUUUGAACCUGGAUGGUCUUCUGGGAGUUCAGCAGUUGCCAUACAAGGGCUUUUGUCAUUGCUGGUGGAAGGAGGUGCUGAGAAUGUAAAUCAGUGUUUUCUAGAAGCUUCACGUUUUGGAAGUACUGAGCUUGUACGCAUUCUGCUAAAGAUUGCUCAUCAGAACAGCUUGGCUGUCGAUGUCGAUCUUGCUCUAGUCUAUGCUUCUCACUACUGCAAAUUUGAAACGAUGGCAUGCUUGGUGGAUGAAGGGCAUGCCACAUCUUUCCUUUGUCCCUUAGUAAAAGCUUCUGAGCGUGGUUGCUUGCAGGUUGUCCAGUGGUUUGUCAACCGGCAUGUUUCAGACAUUGAGAUGUGCCUUGCUGUAACAACCGCUGCCUCUUGCGGCCACUUCGCAGUUGCCACCUACCUGCUUGCGCAUAUCCCCCGGCAUGUCCUCGAAGCCCUCAGCCCACAGAUUCUCAAAGCUGCGAGGGGACAGGGUAGUGGGUCUUUUGAAGGUGUUUCCUUCCUUCUCCGUUCAAACUUCCUCAACGAUGCCGCCGCUACGUAUGCAGUUGCAGACAGCAUUGCGACCACGAGUACGAUGGAUAUUCCCCAAGACCUGGUUGAUUUUCUGAAAGAGCAGUGGUCUCAGGCCGCAUUUGCUGAAGGAGUAGAGGCUGGGGAAGAUCAUUUUGUGAACAUCACCAGGGUUCUGAGGAGAGGGGCGUCUCCGAUCCGCCUGCAUGACCUCCCGGAGCCCAUGGCACUCGCUAUCGCGUACCUGCCGCUGUACCGGGCAUGCGCGAGUGCAAGAGGGCAGCUGCUGCCGCAGAGACUGAGGGGGGAACUGGUCGAGGCGGUUGGCCGGCUCGGCGUUCCGGUCAACAUGGAAAACAACAGGAGAGAUUUCCUGGCGGUUUUGGAGCAUUACUUCCCAUCAUUCAUAACUGGAGCUUGAGAAACCUCAUGGAAUUUUACCCAGAACCCAAAUGGUUUAGCUGUUGACACAGUAGAAUGGAGCCAAAUGAGCCUUCACUGUGUUAGUUCACUAUGUCAGAGAGAGGAGUUUGUUGUCGAGAUUGUAUAGAGCAUUUUGCGGUUGCGAUGUGAGAAGACAUAAAUGCUUGGAAACUUUUUUUUUUUGUUUUUUUUUUGUUGCUGUCAUAGGUCAGCGUUGGCACUACAACUGCACCAUAAAAUGUGAUGGUAUGUUUUUCAGUUGCUUGUGAUGGUAUACUGUCAUUUCUCCACAACUGUAUAUAGAACAGGACCCUUUGUUUUCCUGUAAUGCACGGUAUGCGCAACUUUGGCAUUACGUAAA
This is a messenger RNA of Oryza sativa Japonica Group (Japanese rice), 2481 nucleotides long. Its product is annotated as ankyrin repeat protein SKIP35. Lineage: Eukaryota; Viridiplantae; Streptophyta; Magnoliopsida; Poales; Poaceae. The record is from RefSeq and is a predicted model, not a curated record.